AUGAUGCUACGGGAGGACAACUGGAACUUCUGGCGAACAGCACUCAAGGGUCGCAUGCUGAGCAAGAAGUUCAAGGCAGUGUAUGACGGCGGAGUCGCACUGGCCAACGAGCGAGGACUCGCGGCGUCCAACGCCGGCAACAUCACGACCCCCGCGAGAACUAGCACACAGGACACAACCUACUCGGACGACAAUGACGUAUAUGCCUUGGGUAUUCUCCUCACCUGCUGCUCGGAGUCUCAACAACAAUACGUGGCCGAGGGCGAUACGUACGGCGAUGCAUGGUGUGCGCUGACCAAGCACCACGAACAGAAAACACGCGUCGACAGGCUGGUCACCCUAUCCGAGUACUUCAACAUGAAGUGGAACACGAAGCAAGAAAGCUUACCGCAGUUCCUGGAACGAUACGAGAUCGUUCUCCGCAAACUCAAGGCAAGCGGCGACGCCAUCCACGAGUUCACGCCAUGCCGACGGCGCAGAGGCAAUAGUGGCAAGAAAGAUCAAAACAAGGAAGAUUCCGGGAACCUUGCCUUGGAUGAAGUAGUGUGGAUAUUCGCGGCAAUCGAGGACGAAGAAGUCGAAGACGCUGAUAGCAAUGCCUUCGUCUUCUACGCCACCGACUCCCGCGGCCGAGUCCUCGUUGAUUCGGGGGCGUCAACCCACAUGACCGGGGACGCCACUCGGCUGACCGACUUGAAGCCCUGUGACCGGAUGGUCAUCGUCGCCAACGGCGGCCGAACACGCGCGACCAAGGUACCAUGCGGGUGA
Aphanomyces astaci is the source of this 768-nucleotide messenger RNA. RefSeq lists its product as hypothetical. The record is from RefSeq and is a predicted model, not a curated record. NCBI's taxonomy places the organism in Eukaryota, Oomycota, Saprolegniomycetes, Saprolegniales, Verrucalvaceae. The coding region runs from base 1 to 768 and encodes 255 amino acids. The transcript has 2 exons.